This is a messenger RNA of Asparagus officinalis (garden asparagus), 2358 nucleotides long. RefSeq lists its product as uncharacterized. The transcript has 12 exons. The record is from RefSeq and is a predicted model, not a curated record. The coding region runs from base 16 to 1788 and encodes 590 amino acids. NCBI's taxonomy places the organism in Eukaryota, Viridiplantae, Streptophyta, Magnoliopsida, Asparagales, Asparagaceae.
UCUUGCGGUUCUGAAAUGGAAACCGACGACAGAUAUCCCGAGGAGCAUGUUAUUACCACCGUUUCCCCUUCUUCCAUCAGCACGCAGUGGAAACCCCCGGAAAAAUAUCACCCCGGCGGUGCCCAAAUGAUUCUCGAGCCCGCUCCUCAAACCCUCCCCAGUUCGCCCAAAAUGACGAACGGAUCGGCGCUUCUCUCCAACGCCAACCUCUUGAAGGUGCCCCCCUCUUCCUCAAGAUCCCCUCCGACUCCUCUCCAAUCCCUCUCCCUCGGCCUCGUCCCCCUCAAUCCCAUCCAAGACCAGGCCGAAACCGCCUCAAUCGGGCGAGUGAAGCUCUCUGAUAUCGCGCCGUUCGAGGGAUCGCCGAAUGGGAGCUACAUAAAGGCGGUCGAGGCGUUGGCGGGGUCUCUGAUGAGGUAUAAUGCGGCUCUGAUCGAGGUUGGCGCUGAGGAGGGGUUGGUGAUGAGGUGUGCGCUGGAAUCUGUGAGGAUGUUCUUCAAGGCGAGGGCGCAGUUGGGGAAGUCGGGGCGAGGGUUUUACACGUAUCGAGCUGGGAGAGCUUUAGAAGAUGGUGACUUGUCACCCCCAUGCAUGAGCGAUGCUUUCAGAUGUUUGGGGAAGGUAGCACGUGCUGCAUUAUGUGCAGUAGCUCGGCAUCUUCGUUUGCGCAGCGACGCUUUCAACCACUUACUUGAUGAUACACCUUUGCCUGUAAAUGAGGUCUCAUCAUCAGUGUUAGUUGCUACGUAUUCUAAUGCUUCUUUACAAAGUGGCAAAGGUUCUGUGGGAGGCAAGUCUUCAAAUCAUGAGGUAGAGAAGGGACUUUUGACAUUAAUAGCUUCUGACAAUCCUGGGAUCCAGGUAUGUGACCCAAAUGGUCAUUGGUAUCUAGCAGAUGGGUAUUCAGGUACUGGAGAGCUUUUGUUGCUUACAGGGAGGGCACUGAGUUAUGCUACUGCUGGUCUUCGCCCUGCUUCUUCAUAUAAAACUGCUGCUGACUCUUGUGGAAACAUUAAUGGUGGAAGGGCAUCAUUGACAUUCAGGCUUAUGCCUCAAUCAAACGCUGUAUUGGAUUGUUCUCCAAUUGCAGCAGCUGGCCAUGUAAUUCAACAAAAUUAUCAGCCAAUAAGUGUGAGCCAGUUUAUGGAUGACUUGUCUGCUGAAGAAGAUAUAAUGUGCAGCCUUCCAAACAAUGUAUAUGAAUCUUCGAACAAUCUUGUUAAGGAACCAUCAUUGAGGAGCAUCCUUUCUGACCCGUUGUCAGGGGCUUUCCUUGAAGAUGCUAUGGUUGUAUCAUGUGGACAUUCGUUUGGGGGUCACAUGCUUAAAAAAGUCUUGGAUAUGGCCAGAUGUACCCUUUGUAAUGCAGAAAUAGAGACGAGCGCAAAGUCCUUAAUCCCUAACCUUGCUUUGAGAAGUGCUGCUGCGGUAGUUAAGAAUGAGGAUGACAGAAGACUCUUCCAUAGUGCCACUCUCCGGAAGCGGAGGAAAGAAGACCAUGGGGAGAUUUCACCUGAUGGUGACAUUAUCAGGCAUCUAAAAGGAGUUCAAUAUCCGUUUGCUGUUAGUGAGAAAGUUCUGAUCAAGGGGAACAGAAGAACUCCAGAUAAAUUUGUUGGACGACAGGCAGUGAUCACGUCUCAAUGUUUGAAUGGAUGGUAUCUUCUGAAGAUUUUGGAUAGUGGAGAAAAUGUCAGGUUGCAGUACCGAUCAUUGCAGAAACUUUCAAGUUCUCGGAGUGAUGAUAGAUUACAGUCACAACCAUCAUUACUUCAGGGUAGCAGUUGACAGAAUUACACACAUGUAUACUUCUGCAAGAGCCUGGCCGCAAAGAUCUCGAGGUCCUUUGCAGCUGGUUGAUGCAAACUUUUGGCCGGUUCUUUUCCAUGUACAUGUACAAUUAUACAUUGUUCGAAGCCAUUUUUCCCAAAGAAGAGGCCAUAUAAUAAAUCAAAUGUUUAGUGUAACUAUAAGAAAAUGUGUUGUUAUCAUGGAUCCUUGACCUUUCCAGUUGCCUGACAAGAUAUGAGGGAUAGCGAAGAUAAAUUGCCAUACUAUCUUCAAGAGGAAAGCUUGGAGAGCAGCUACUUUUGUAUCCCAGAAAACAAGUGCAUGAAGGUUGGCAAUAUAUAUAUAUGGAGAUUGCAUGAUAGCCUUUUUGUCUCACAUGGUAUUUGAAAGGCUGCAAGAAUUGAAUAUGCUUUUGUUGAUACCAAGAAUUCAGUUGUACGAGACGGUAAAUCAAAAUGUAUCAUGUAUAGGAUAUUAAAACUGUUUGCUAUAGAGAUACUAAAGAGAUAUUGUUACUUAUAGUUUUACUUGGCCUUCUUUGGGUUAUAAAGUCAUGAAGUUGUCUAA